ACCUAUGGUACUAGCUAGCUAGCUAGUACUGGCUACUACUAGCUAGUACUGUAUGCCAGUAGCUAGUACGGUAGUAACAUCUCCCUGAACAUCCAUCAUCGUUGUUACCAUCAGGUUCUUCUUCCUUAUUUCUGCCGCUUGUGACAUUACUUUGGGUGUGCCACCAUGUCCUCCUCAGCACGAAAACGACAGAAAGCGAGCGGGGACAUUUAUCGCAGAAAAACCAAAGCAGCACGAAAAGGUGAAUGCCCUCCAGCCAAGGAUGGAAAUGCAGAGCUGAAGUGGAGGGGUGAUCCAGACAAGACAUACAGUGACUGGAAGAUUGAAAUUGUAUCCAAUGAAGAGGAAGAGGCUGGAAGUAGCCAAAAGGUGGACACAUACCAUGUCCACAAGGUAACUCUUGCCUGUGGCACACGAAAGAGUGAAUAUUUUGAUCGUCUCUUCCAGAAUGGUGACAAAUUCCAAGAAGGAGUACAAUCGAUUAGCUGUAUUGAAUUGCACGCACUGGCAGCCAAGGCAUUUCCUGACAUGCUUGACUAUGUGUAUGACCCAAGAAGGACACUCGACAUCAGCAUAGGAACAGCUGUAUCCCUGUAUCAUCUUGGGGAGUACUUUGAGAUCCACCCGCUGCAAUGUGAUGCUCUGGAAUUCAUCAAAAAAGUUGAUCCGGCGAUCUGCCACAUCAUGGUACAACAUGCCAUGAUAUUCCACAAUGAUACAAUUAUUGAAGCUGUUGGGGAGCUUUUGAGUGAGGAAAUUUGCGAAAUCAAGCCAUAUUAUAAGAUUGUGUCGGAUGUAUUCUUCCCCCCCUUGUGGUUGCACAUGUCAAAAUCUAUGGAUAAGAGAUAUGAGAGGGUUCGGAAGUGUUUGAGGUCAUACUAUUUUCAGAUUUUGAGCAGCCUCAUAGCUAUAUUUGUGAAGUGUCACAAAAACGCCUUGGACACUGCCACAUUUGAAGAGCUUACCAGUGAGAAAAACAUGCCCUUCUUUCAUGCCGACUCCAGUCUGCUUUUUUUGGAGGUCGAAGAAUUCAUUCGCAAGAAGGAGGGCAAAGAAGUUGUUGUUGAAGGGACUGUGUUGGGAAAGCGUUGUGCCAGGGCCAUUGCUGCAGGUGACUACCAUUCUGACUGCACAAGUGAAAAGGAGUCCUUGUGGAAAAUACUCAAUGCACACCCUGACAUGCUAAAGGAAGUUUUCUUCGACACCAGGAAAAACUUUGUCGAGUGCAAGUUGGCGUUUGCAAGGUCGCAGCAAGACUAUAUUAAAGUCACAGUCCCACUUCCACACCAACCCAUACACUCCAAAAGUCAGCGUACGGCUGAAUCAGCUGUUGGCGCUAGUACUGCUGCUCUAUAAUUUGAUGCAGUUAUAGCCAGGACUGGUAUACGUGUAUCUACCUGUGAGCUUUUUACUGCAUUUCUGACUGCCUCAAAAAUUACACAUGCUAGCCAGAUAGUCGUGCGGCUACUCUAUCUCGUCAUGAGUGCUGACUUCUCAUUGGGUUGUUCUUGUACCAAAAUGCUCAUUUUUAGUGUUUUAGUGCAUGUAGAUGGAAUGAUG
Seminavis robusta is the source of this 1560-nucleotide messenger RNA. The record is from the annotation of a GenBank genome assembly. Lineage: Eukaryota; Bacillariophyta; Bacillariophyceae; Naviculales; Naviculaceae.